AUGUCAACCGAUUCAAGAUCGACGGAUAAAUUUGAAGGACUCGUCGGAGGCAUAUUUGAUUUCAUCAAACGUAUAGCUCAUGCAACAAUUUCACUGGAAACUGCAGGAAUUCAGAACCCAGAUGGGAAUGAUCCAAUCCGAUACCCGUUGGAUCAACCAGUAACUUCUCGCCUGACUGAAGCAGACAAAAGGAAACGGAAACAAGAAAGUGACAAGAAAUGUCGCGAAAAGAAGAAGAAAAAGAUGGAAGAGAAUGACAAGCAGGUUAAAAGGCUUGAAGAAGAGCGUGCGUAUUACAAAGGAAAAGUAGAUGCGUUAGAAAAAUUAAUAACUGAACGUUUUGGUGAAAAAUUAGCAGAUUCGUUCAAGAAAGCCGUGGAACUUGAAGGGAUUACAGCAAAACCAAUGCAAAGCUGGCAACUCCCUGGUGGAGGGGCAUUGGGUAGCACAUCUGCCGUUACAGAAGAAGUUGCUUACCCACCAUUAGAGCUGUCUGUUACAGCCAAGAGGUCAGAUGGCUCGAUAACGUCAGAGCCAUUCGCGCUCUGUCAAGCACUCCCUGAGGAAUGGAACCAGCUGGCGACGGGGCAACAUGGACUGCUGAUACGGGCCUUCUUCGGGCUCAAGGAGCAUUACACUGCCUCAACAGAACGUCAUGCACAGGAGAUAGCUGAGUUGCGGGAGGAGCUUUCAGUAGAUAUUGAUUCACUGUUUGCUUGA
This is a messenger RNA of Dovyalis caffra, 720 nucleotides long. NCBI's taxonomy places the organism in Eukaryota, Viridiplantae, Streptophyta, Magnoliopsida, Malpighiales, Salicaceae. The record is from the annotation of a GenBank genome assembly.